AUGCCGAACUGUCCCCGUUGCAAUAAACCAGUAUAUUUUGCUGAGCGUGUAUCAUCUAUUGGCAAGGAUUGGCAUCGGCCAUGUUUACGAUGCGAGAAUGAACAUUGCGGACGGACACUGACUGCUGGAGGACAUUGCGAGCGCCAAGGUAAGCCUUAUUGUAAUCAGUGCUAUGGUGCAAUGUUUGGUCCGAAAGGUUACGGUCAUGGUGGCUCCGAAUCGCAUACAUUUCACAACGGGCUAACUGGUAAGGCCAAUUGA
Enterobius vermicularis (human pinworm) is the source of this 261-nucleotide messenger RNA. The record is from the annotation of a GenBank genome assembly. Lineage: Eukaryota; Metazoa; Nematoda; Chromadorea; Rhabditida; Oxyuridae.